AUGGAAGGGAAGCCGGUCUUGAGAGCUCCAACUUUGAAUUGGGAUUCCAAAGGCCCCAGGGAAGUCUCCUCGACCAAAGAGUUCUUCAACUUGCUUGCCAACCUUGAAGUGGACCUCAAGGAACUCUCACAGAUGAUCAGCAAGAUGAGUGAUCUUUUGAAACGAUCCCUGGACGCCUCAUCCAAGUCAGAUCGUGAACAAAUCCAAGACAAACUGGCCCAGCUGAGCGACGACAUUCGCAGAUUAUCAGCCCAGAUCAAACAAGCCAUCCAGUCCUUCGAAGCCGAUCACAGUCUGCUCCGUCAACGUGGAGACCCCGAUGGAAACCUCUCAGUCCGGAUGGACCAGCUCGCCGCACUCAAGAAGUGGUUCAUCAAGACCGUCCAACACUAUGCUGAAGUCAAACAAGCCGCCAGACGGUCCAUGAAGUCCCGCAUCAAACGUUGUGUCUUACAUCAUCAAUCCCCUUUCAGCCUUCCACACUUGGCCUCUGCAUGUGUUUCACUCUAA
Molecule: messenger RNA, 510 nt
Organism: Puccinia graminis f. sp. tritici CRL 75-36-700-3
Lineage: Eukaryota; Fungi; Basidiomycota; Pucciniomycetes; Pucciniales; Pucciniaceae
Exons: 2
Coding region: 1-510 (169 amino acids)
Biological process (GO): vesicle-mediated transport
Cellular component (GO): membrane
Source: RefSeq, a predicted model, not a curated record